Messenger RNA from Aedes albopictus (Asian tiger mosquito), 896 nucleotides. Its product is annotated as 3-oxoacyl-[acyl-carrier-protein] reductase FabG-like. Gene Ontology annotation, molecular function: oxidoreductase activity. The coding region runs from base 15 to 839 and encodes 274 amino acids. The record is from RefSeq and is a predicted model, not a curated record. The transcript is spliced from 2 exons. NCBI's taxonomy places the organism in Eukaryota, Metazoa, Arthropoda, Insecta, Diptera, Culicidae.
CUUGAAUAAAACUCAUGCAAGCAACGGUCGUUCAGUUCAGUUUAGUUAUUUCAUUCCAACCAUUCGUAAUGGAUCUUUCCGGUAAAGUUAUUAUAGUCACAGGCGCCAGUAGCGGAAUAGGUGCUGCCACUGCAACCUACCUGACACAACUGGGUGCGACGGUUGUUCUGACCGGUAGAAACAUAGAAAACCUGAACAAAAUUGGUGCCGAAUGUAAGGCCAUUGGGAAGCAAAAGCCUCUGCUCAUUGUGGCCGACGUCACAAAUCUGGACGAUAACAGUCGGGUGAUUGAUGAAACGAUCAAGAAAUUCGGUAGAUUGGACGUUUUGGUGAACAAUGCUGGUAAGGGACAGAAUGGAACCAUCGAAACUACUAGUCUGGAACAAUUCGAUGACAUCAUGGAUACCAACCUCCGAAGCGUCUAUCAUCUGACCAAGCUGGCCGUUCCGCAUCUCAUUAAAACCAAAGGCAACAUCGUCAACGUAUCCAGCGUUGCUGGGACGAGGGCAUUUGCGAACUCCCUGUCUUACUGCAUUUCCAAAGCAGCCCUGGAUCAGUUUACACGAUGUGUCGCGCUGGAACUGGCCCCGAAACAAGUUCGAGUGAAUUCAGUUAAUCCAGCGGUUAUUGUAACAAACUUUCAAACUCCCUUGGGCAUGAGCCCCGAUGCUUAUGCGGCCUAUAUAAAGCACAGCGAACAGUUCCAUCCUCUGGGACGGGUCGGUAAGGCGUCGGAAGUUGCUGCGGCAAUCGCCUUCCUAGCGGCAGACACGGCCAGUUUCACCACGGGAACUUGCCUUUGCAUCGACGGCGGAAAACACAUUCUGUGCCCUCGGUAGUAAUUCUCUUAAUUCAAUCGAUUCUAAAAUAAAGGUUGUCCAAACUUUCAAAAGGAA